UUGUUUCUGUAUUCACUAAAAUAAAUGCAGGUAUUUUAUGGAUGUUGCUGAUUAUUCUGAGCGUCCUGACGGCACUUACUUUCCAUCACUGUUAUGAAGAUCCUGUUGUGAUUCCUGAGCUGAGAGUGAUGAUGUUGGGGAAGACUGGAGCUGGAAAGAGUGCAUCAGGAAACACCAUCCUUGGCAGAGAGGCAUUUAAGUCUGAAGCAUCAGCUUUUCCUGUGACCAAGUCCUGCGAUAGUCAAAGUGGAGUUGUGGAAGGACGAAACAUCACUGUAAUUGACACACCAGCAAUCACAACAGGGAAGGCUGCAUGGAUGUCGGAAAAGGUAGACCCAGGACCCCAUGUUUUCUUAUUGGUGAUUCCACUGCGUAGAUUCACAGAAGAGGAUGGAAAAGAAGUGAAGUGGAUCCAGAGCAACUUUGGCGAGGAGGCCCUGAAGUUCACCAUCGUCUUGUUCACUGGAGGAGACCAGAUGGACCAAAAAAACGCAGAGCAAUUUCUGCAUGAGAGCUCUGGACUUCAGACUCUGGUUAGAAGCACUGGUGGAGGAUAUCACAUCUUUGAUAAUAAAAACCCCAGAGGGCGCGGACAGGUCAAAGGGCUGCUGGAGAAGAUAGAGCUGCAACUGAGAAAGAACAUGGGUUACUCCUACUCCUAUGGCCUGCAUGAACAGGUGACAACAGCUGUAAGGGCGGAAGAGGAGAGGAAGAGAAGUCCAUAUAAAACCAGAGCCAUAAAGGGUCAGAACCAUUGA
Molecule: messenger RNA, 758 nt
Organism: Clupea harengus (Atlantic herring)
Lineage: Eukaryota; Metazoa; Chordata; Actinopteri; Clupeiformes; Clupeidae
Product: GTPase IMAP family member 7-like
Exons: 3
Coding region: 42-758 (238 amino acids)
Source: RefSeq, a predicted model, not a curated record